Molecule: messenger RNA, 1032 nt
Organism: Triticum aestivum (bread wheat)
Lineage: Eukaryota; Viridiplantae; Streptophyta; Magnoliopsida; Poales; Poaceae
Product: peroxidase 2-like
Exons: 3
Coding region: 1-1032 (343 amino acids)
Biological process (GO): hydrogen peroxide catabolic process; response to oxidative stress
Molecular function (GO): heme binding; peroxidase activity
Source: RefSeq, a predicted model, not a curated record
AUGGGACCCGGGGCCGGGUUCCUCACCAAGCGGCGCACCCCUGAAGCAUUGCUGGGUUGUGUGGCGCACACAUGCCAAGCGAGCUACGGGUAUCCUAACCCAUUGCCGCCCACCCCAAGCCCACCACCUCCUGCGGCACCCGCACCAGCAGUACUCACCGUGGGCUAUUACCACAAGACGUGCCAUAACGUGGAGAAGAUCGUGAGGGAGGUCGUGGAGGAGGCUCAAAAGGCCGACCCUGGCAUCGGCGCCGCGCUCAUCCGCCUCUUCUUUCACGACUGUUUCGUCAGGCCGGAGAAGUUCGGCAUCCCCAACUUCCCCAGCCUCCGCGGUUACGAGGUGAUCGACGCGGCCAAGGAGAAGCUUGAGAAGGAGUGUGAGGGGGUCGUCUCGUGCACCGACAUCGUGGCCUUUGCGCGGCGUGACGCCACCAUCUUGCUAACCGAAAAAAAGAAGUUCGGCUUCCUCGACUUCCUAUUGGGUGACAGGAAGUCCAACUUCGACAUGCCGGCUGGCCGCUACGACGGGAACGUGUCCCUCGCCAGCGAGACCCUCCCCAACCUGCCCCCUCCCUUCACGAACAUCACUGUCCUUGAGGAUAUGUUCAGGGUCAAGGGGCUCAGCCUCGAGGACAUGGUCACCCUCUCGGGCGCCCACACGGUCGGGAUCUCCCACUGCUCGUCCUUCCGUGACCGCCUCCCCCCAAACCCCUCAUCGAUGGAUCCAACUUUAGCUGCAUCCCUGCAGGGGCAGUGCAGCCGCGGCGACGACCCCACUGUGGUUCAGGAUCCCAAGACUCCCGAUGACCUGGACAACCAAUACUAUGACAACGUGCAGAAACGCAAGGUGUUGUUCAAGUCAGAUGCCGCGCUCAUGUCAUCUGAUACGACAUCGAGAUUGGUGGACAAUCACGCCAAGGACCUGCGGGAGUGGUUGAAGCAAUUCAAGGCGGCUAUGGUGAAAAUGGGCAGCAUCGAGGUGAAGACCGAGGCCAACGGGCAGAUCCGAAAGCACUACCAGUUUGUCAAUUAA